AAGUAACAGCCGUUACUUUAUUGUCCCAGAAACUCCUUCGCCACCUUUCCUUCUCUCUUCUCCAAAAAGCUUUGCUCCAUGCUUUGGUAUCGGAUUUUCUCGCCUCGAUUUCGUUCGGGGAGUUGAGGGUUUUGACCAGCGGGGUGCGGAGUUCUCGAGGAUUUGGCGAGGUUUUCUGGGUUUCCCCUUGAUGUCGGCGUGGAGCGAGUGAAUGAAGGCGAUUUGUGUUCUGGAUCUAGGGUUUAGAUGAAACCCUGGGUGGAUGGCGAUGAGGGGAGUCGAUUUCAAGUGGUACGAUGGGUUCUUCUUGUCGAUGCUCGCCACAAGUGUAAUCAUUGUUUCGAUCAACUGGAAAAGGUACCAUCUGUGUACCCAUCCAUUGCAUAUAUGGAUUGUGGUCGACUAUACCACUGUCUUCAUAUUUCGGCUUCUGAUGUUCGUUGACAAUGGGCUUGCUGCGGGAAUGGGAUUAGAUCUUGGAUGGCAGCAGAGAUAUGUCCGUUUUUGUGGGAGAAUUGUGGUCCUUUCACUUCUUAUCCUUAUUCUCUAUCCUUUUCUUUGGGUUUGGACGGUGAUUGGCACCCUAUGGUUCACUAGUGCUAGGAGUUGUUUGCCUGAGGAAGGUCAAAAAUGGGGUUUUCUUAUUUGGUUGCUUUUCAGCUAUUGUGGACUAGUUUGCAUCGCUUGCAUGUCUGCAGGAAAGUGGCUAACACGAAGACAUGCACAUAUGCAACGUGCACAACAAGGAAUUCCAAUUUCAGAAUAUGGGGUUCUGGUUGACAUGAUUCGUGUACCUGAUUGGGCAUUUGAAGCAGCUGGUCAGGAAAUGAGAGGAAUGGGCCAGGAUACUGCAUAUCACCCAGGACUUUACUUAACAGCAACUCAGAGAGAAGCAGUUGAGGCACUUAUUCAAGAACUUCCAAAGUUCAGGCUGAAGGCUGUCCCAACUGAUUGCAGUGAAUGCCCCAUCUGCCUUGAGGAAUUUCGUGUGGGGAAUGAGGUACGAGGCCUCCCCUGUGCCCACAACUUCCACGUGGAAUGCAUUGAUGAGUGGCUGCGACUGAACAUAAAAUGCCCCAGAUGCCGCUGCUCUGUCUUCCCCAAUCUGGAUCUCAGUGCACUUACUAACUUCCGAGCUGACUCUGAGCAGCCCUCAGCCAGUGAGGUGACGACAGCCACGCGGUAUGUGCGAUCACAACCUGCAGGCCAGAGCUACCUGCUUCGGUUGCAGGGGCUGCUGCGCCAUGUCCGGACUGAAAGUGCUACUGCUGGUGACACUGAUGAUCACAGGGACCGAGACGACCAUAUGGACCUAGAGAAUGGAGUUCAUAGAGUGGUUGUUUCUCAGGAUCCAACAAAUGUGGCUAGCCCCUUGAUGUCCAGUGACACAGUUGACCGAGUGGCUGAUCACUGAUCUAUUCUCAUAUAUAACAUCAUUCUUUUUCCGUUUGGGUGGGGGGUUCAGUUUGUGGGUGCUUGUGUUUUUUGGGGGGCGCGGGGGGUGGGACUGGUGAGAGCAAGCAGGGCAGGGCGGCUCCCUAACGGGAGAUUAUGUUGUGGUCUUCUAUCGAUCUUGCCAAUAUUUUCGAGUAUUGGUUCUAUUUCAAACUCGCAGGAGUUCUCCCACCUUACCGGUUGGUGGAUAAAGCUUUAUGAGAUGGUUCUCUACUUGGUCA
Messenger RNA from Elaeis guineensis (African oil palm), 1676 nucleotides. RefSeq names its product E3 ubiquitin-protein ligase SIS3. Gene Ontology annotation, biological process: sugar mediated signaling pathway. Lineage: Eukaryota; Viridiplantae; Streptophyta; Magnoliopsida; Arecales; Arecaceae. Gene Ontology annotation, molecular function: ubiquitin-protein transferase activity. The record is from RefSeq and is a predicted model, not a curated record.